Molecule: messenger RNA, 5441 nt
Organism: Sclerotinia trifoliorum
Lineage: Eukaryota; Fungi; Ascomycota; Leotiomycetes; Helotiales; Sclerotiniaceae
Source: the annotation of a GenBank genome assembly
UUACUAACUAUACCAUAAUUGACAAUAAAUCCACUGAUUGCCGUUGGUCAAAUGUACUUGAGAGCCCUCGAUAGCGUUUGAUACCUAACAAUAUACCAAUACACCCUUGUUCAUUCGCCGAUUCUCGCAUUAUCUGAAUGACCCUAGGAGGAGUACUUGAUUAGGAGAAAAAAUAUUUGAUCAUGGCGUUCCUCUUUCGUCGUCUUGAAAACGAUUCCAAUACUUCCUCUCAUUCUCAUUCUCAUCGAAAGGAUACCUUUCAUACUCACAACAUGGCUUCUGGAAAGAUUCGUACACCCGAGGAAGCUGGUACGUCUAUGCUCUUGUGUUAUCAGUACUAUCAGUUCUACAACCCUUGUUAUGCGGCAACUCUCCCCUCUAUGUUCGCCCCCCCACUUCACCAGACUCUGUGAUACUGACUUUAUUUUCUACUAUGAAUAGUGGCAAGAAUCGCAUAUUUGUCCAGCGAUGUAAUUAUCUCAGUACAGCCUGCACAUUCAAUUGAAUCGGAGUUCUCUUCACAUUUACAAAGAUAUGCUGGAAGAAAAGAUCUGAGUCUCGUUGCUGCCAGUGAAAAUGGGGUUCCUGAGGUCAGUGAUUUAAGGUUACAUUUAUCCAAUGUCGAAUAAAAGUAUUGACUUAUGUGCGAUCAGAUACAUACAAUCCGACACAACAAUGACCCUCUGUUAUCAGCAUUUACACCAAUCCGCAGUGGAAAACUAGUCACAGUUACCACAAGUUCCUCAAUACUUGUUUCUUCAGUGCCCCACCUAUACCGUCUUGCAAACUUCCCAGUGGUCAUCCACGUUUCAUUACAACCUUCACAAUACCCCGACUACUCCUCGAUAACUUCGAUACGAAAUUCUGGCUUCACAUUUUUACAAUCCGAAACACUUCAGGAGGCACAGGAUAUCGCCGUGACUGCCCAUGCUCUUGCUAUCAAGUCAGGAAAGGGUGUCAUUCAUUUCUUUGAUUCCAGAUCGGCGGAGAGUGAUAACGAUGUUGAUUUCGAGAACCCUGAUGUUGUUUCAAAAAUUUUGAACAUCGAUUCCGUCAGAGUCUUCCAAAGCAGCAAGAUUGGAGGUUCUAGCAUAUAUGCCGAUGAUGGAAGAAUUGCAACUAUUUCCGAGAACGCUGCGACGGGUGUUACAUCUGGUGGGGAAAACAACGCCGAGUCUGCUGUACCAGGUCAGACAACUACCGAGGUACCAUCCAAGGCUUCUUCUGUAGGAUCUUCGAAAUCUUCUUCAGUGAGAGCAAGUAGUGUGGAUAGCAGUACUUCUUCCGCCACAACAGUCGAUUCGCCAAAUGUACGGGCCGUGAGCUCGGAUGACAUCUAUAACUAUGUCUCGGGUAUCUGGGAUCAAUUAAAAUUGAUGGUUGGACGAGAAUAUAGCCCUUUCGAGUAUACUGGUCCAUCUAAUGCUGAAAAUGCUUUGUUCAUUUUUGGAUCAGAUGUUGGGUCGUUUGCUCGAGCCAUCGAUGAAGGUCCUGAUGAAAUUUUCGCAAAAGCCGGUAUCAUUACUGCGCGUUUAUAUAGGCCAUGGCUGGGUUCUAAACUGAUCGCGGCCAUUCCUAAAUCUAUCAAGAGAAUUGCUGUGCUCGAACAAAUCAGAAGGAAGACAACCAAAUGGGGGCCAUUACUUUUGGACUUGCUUACAACACUCAAAGCAGGGCCAGGAGGCGGGGUAGAAGUUAUUGUCGGACACCAAUUGGGAUUCAUUGAACCAGACACAGUACGACAAGCUCUCCGUGGCGUUGUACAGAACUUGGUUUCUGAGAAGCCAAUUCAAAAUCUUGAGGUUGGAAAUCCUGAUGGACCAAAUGAAUCUUCAAAUAGAUACGCUCUAAGUCAGCCAAAAGUCGAGUCUGCCUACAUGAAGAUAUUAGAUCAAAUUUUUGGUAAGAGACUUCAUUUGGCAAAUCAGAUUGAUUCGAAGAAUGCCGGCAUCUCUUCGACCAUCGCCUCAAACCCAGAAUUCGGUUUUGGUUCUCUUCUGGCCAGAAAAGAGCAUCGCCAAAGAUUUACCGAGGAAAUUAAGGAGGCGGCAAAAUCCAAUGAAUUUAUAACAGAAGCACCGAAACUAUGGCUUUCAAAAUGGUCUGCAGGUGCCGAUGAUGAAUUAGCAGAUGAAAUUAUUGCUCGCCUCGAGACAGAUGGGUCUGUGUUAUCACAAAAGUUACUCUCAAAGAAGGGAUUAUUCCGUAAAGAAUCUCCUUGGUUGGUUGGUUCUGAUGCAUGGGCGUACGACCUUGGAAACUCAGGGGUACACCAUGUCAUUGCAUCUGGUGAGAAUGUCAACAUGCUCAUCAUCGACUCCACCCCAUACUCGGAGCGCUCAGCCGCCGAUGCUGAGAGAAGGAAGAAGGACAUUGGUCUUUAUGCCAUGAACUUUGGUAAUGCUUACGUUGCGUCUGUCGCUGUAUACAGUUCUUAUACCCAAGUUCUCCAAGCAAUGAUUGAGGCAGAUCAAUUUAAUGGUCCAUCCGUUGUUGUUGCUUAUCUCCCUUACUUCAAAGAGAAUGAUUCUCCUUUGACUGUUCUCCAAGAAACUAAGAAGGCGGUGGAUCUUGGUUACUGGCCAUUGUACAGGUGGAACCCUAACAAUGAGGAGAGGGGAGAGGUUAACUUCUCCCUGGAUUCUGAGCGAAUUAAGAAGGAACUUAAGGACUUUUUGGCUCGUGAUAAUCAUCUUACUCAAUUGAUGAAGAAGCAUCCCGAGUUCUCAUCCAAUCUUUCCGAAGACUAUGGUACAGAGGUCCGUGCCUUGCAAAAGAGAAAGGCCAAGGAUGCAUACAAUGAGCUUCUUGAGGGUAUGCUCGGUGCACCUUUAACUAUUCUCUUUGCUUCAGACAAUGGCAACGCUGAAUCACUAGCAAAGAGACUGGGCAAUAGGGGUAAAGCACGAGGUUUGAAGACAAUUGUUUUGGCCAUGGAAGAAUACCCUAUCGAGGAUCUCCCCACCGAAGAAAACAUCGUGUUCCUAACGAGUACCGCUGGUCAAGGAGAGUUCCCACAAAACGGUCAUGCAUUUUGGGAAGCCAUCAAGGAUAACACCGAUCUGGAUCUCACAUCGGUCAAUUAUUCUGUAUUUGCUCUUGGCGAUAGUCAUUACUGGCCCCGCAAAGAAGACAAACACUACUACAACAAGCCAGGAAAGGACCUCGAUCGUGUUUUGGCAAAUCUCGGCGGAAAGCGUCUUGCCGAUGUUGGAUUGGGAGAUGAUCAAGAUCCAGACGGAUAUCAAACUGGUUACCAAAACUGGGAACCUAUCAUUUGGCAAUCCCUCGGGGUUGACAAAGUUGAAGGUUUGGAACCUGAAGCCCCACCCAUCACUAACGAGGACAUCAAAAUUGAAUCGAACUACCUCCGUGGUACUAUUGAAGAAGGGUUAAAGGAUAUGUCAACCAUGGCCAUUUCCGCUGCUGAUCAACAAUUAACCAAAUUUCACGGGACGUACAUGCAAGACGAUCGUGAUCUUCGGGAUGAACGUAAGGCGCAAGGUCUUGAGCCUGCCUAUUCUUUCAUGAUUCGUUGCAGAUUGCCCGGUGGUGUUUCCACUCCAAAACAAUGGAUUCAAAUGGACGAUGUCAGCAACGAAUUCGGAAAUGAAACCAUGAAACUCACCACCCGCCAAACAUUCCAGUUCCAUGGUGUCGUCAAAACUAAGCUCAAGGGUGCCAUGCGUGGUAUCAAUAAAGCUUUGAUGACCACAAUCGCUGCCUGUGGUGAUGUCAAUCGUAACGUCAUGUGCAGUAGUUUGCCAACUGCUUCAAAGUACCACAAGCAAGUUCAUGCCAUCUCCCAAAAGAUUUCUGAUCACCUUUUGCCAUCCACAACUGCUUAUCACGAGAUUUGGCUCAAGGAUGAAAACGACAAGAAGGUUCAAGUAGCUGGUGACGCUGUUCAGGAUUAUGAGCCUUUAUAUGGUCCUACUUAUUUGCCAAGAAAGUUCAAGAUCACUAUCGCCAUCCCUCCACACAACGACACUGAUGUUUAUGCUCACGAUGUCGGUCUUAUUGCUAUCAAGGGUGAUGAUGGUAAUUUGGCUGGUUUCAAUCUUCUCGUCGGUGGUGGUAUGGGUGUUACACAUAAUAACAAGAAGACAUAUCCUCGAACCGGAAGCAGCCUUGGAUAUGUUUCCAAGGAGGAAGCUCACAUCGCUUGCGAGAAGGUUAUGCUUGUUCAACGUGAUCACGGUGAUCGUAAGAACCGAAAGCAUGCUCGUCUCAAGUACACUGUAGAUGAUAUGGGUGUCGACGUUUUCAAGGGCAAGGUCGAAGAAUUAUGGGGUCAAAGAUUCGAGAAGGCCAAGCCAUUCAAAUUCCAAAGCAAUAUCGACACAUUCGGCUGGGUUAAAGAUGAGACUGGAUUGAAUCACUUCACUCUAUUCAUUGAGAAUGGCCGUAUUGAGGACACUGCGGAUUUCCCAAUGAAGACUGGUUUACGGGAGGUUGCCAAGGUUCACAAAGGCGAAUUCAGAUUAACUGGUAAUCAACAUCUGAUUCUCAGCAACGUUGCUGAUGAGGAUCUUCCAGCGAUGAAAGAAAUGUUAGCCAAGUAUAAGCUUGACAACACUUCUUUCUCCGGAAUGCGUCUUUCAUCCUCCGCUUGUGUCGCUUUCCCAACUUGUGGCCUCGCCAUGGCUGAAUCCGAACGUUAUCUCCCAGAACUCAUCACCAAGCUCGAGGGCGUUAUUGAGGAAAACGGCCUGCGUCAAGAUUCCAUUGUUAUGCGUAUGACAGGAUGUCCUAACGGAUGCGCUAGACCUUGGUUGGCAGAAGUUGCUUUCGUGGGUAAAGCUUAUGGUGCCUAUAACAUGUAUCUUGGAGGUGGAUAUCACGGGCAACGUCUUAACAAACUUUACAGAAGCAGUAUCAAGGAAGACGAAAUUCUGGAAAUUAUGAAACCAUUAUUGAAGAGAUAUUCAUUGGAGAGAGAGGAGGGUGAACAUUUCGGAGAUUUCUGCAUUAGAAUUGAAAUGAUAAAGGAGACGACCGAGGGAAAGACUUUCCAUGACGAUGUGAGUAUUCCUUUUCCCCCUAAUUCUUGGUUGUGAUUCGUUGGUCCUAACGCAUGAAUAAUAGGUCGCCGAGGAAGAAUCUGACGAAGAAUGAAGAAUGAAUAAUUGAUUGAUCACACAAAAUCCCAACAGCAUCGUCCUUUCUGCAUUGCUCGUACGCAUGGCGUUUCCAUGGGUUUAAACCAAGUAUUUCCAUCUCUCUUCUUUUCUCGUCCAUUAACUCAAGUACCUUGCUUGGAAAGAAGGUAUUUUGACCACAGUUUGGCAUUCAUUCGACUGUGCGCACCUCGAUGAGGUGGGCAAUGGUGGUUUGUUUGUCUCCUCCUUUUUGUACAUACUUGAUUGCCUAGCACUGUAGAAGUAUAUAUAUGGCCUUGUAGGCACGAAAAAUAUGAAAACUACGAAAAAUAAUCAUCC